Molecule: messenger RNA, 2108 nt
Organism: Perognathus longimembris pacificus (Pacific pocket mouse)
Lineage: Eukaryota; Metazoa; Chordata; Mammalia; Rodentia; Heteromyidae
Gene: Mfrp
Product: membrane frizzled-related protein
Exons: 13
Coding region: 360-2096 (578 amino acids)
Molecular function (GO): protein binding
Source: RefSeq, a predicted model, not a curated record
CGGCAUACCUGGCUUCCGCACGCGUGUGCCCAGUCACGGCCUGUACCUUUAAGAACUUCCACCCUUCGCGGGGUCUUGACCUCAGCAUCCUCAGCUGAGUUGGAUUAAGGGACCAUUUCAUGCCUUUGCACAUUCCUCCACACUUCCAUCCCCUCCCCGGGGGGCUGAGCAGCCAGUGGCCCCAACCAGUCUGCCAAACGCUGCUCAAGGAUUGGUCUAGCCUGGCAGUGCUUUCCUCUUAGGAAGUAGAAGGCUUCCCCUUUGAGAGGGGGGCUUGUGGCCAGGGAGUGAGCCCUCGGGGGUCCCAGGGAGGGGCUGCUGUCAGGGAGAGUCCAGAGAGCCAUGCAGGUCUUUGGGCCAUGAAGAGCCACUCAGAUGCCAUCCUCUACACGGAGGUCACAGAACUGAGCAAGAAUGAAUUCUGCAACCCUGCCUUUGAACCAGAAGCCGGGCCACCUUGCCUCGCUCCAGCCUUCCAGCAGGACGAUAGGCCCAGCACCCAAGUUCCCUGGCGUGACCGGUGUCCCCGAGGGCCGAGACCCGACUGUCACUUCUCCUGGCUCUGCAUCCUCCUGCUCAGCAGCCUGCUGCUCCUGCUGCUCGGGCUGCUGGUGGCUGUCAUCCUAGCUCAGUUGCAGGCUGCGCCUCUACCGAGGACUACCGGGAGUCCACUACCCACCCUGGGCCUCCCCACCGUCGACACCGUCUCCACCACCACCACCGCCGCCACCCCUUCCCCAGCGACAGGGCGGCAGGCGGCGGACACAAGCCCUGCGCACCAUGCCACCUGCGGAGGCCUCCUUCCCGGCCCGAGCGGCUUCUUCAGCAGUCCCAACUACCCGGACCCUUACCCACCCAAUGCCCACUGCGUGUGGCAGAUCCAAGUGGCCAAAGACCACGCCACCCAGCUCAAGAUAGAGGCCCUCGGCAUAGAGGGCGUGGCCUCCUGUCUCUUUGAUCGCUUGGAAAUCUUCACAGAGCCUGAAGGGCCCCUCCUCAGGGUGUGUGGGAGAGUGCCCCCCCCAACCUUCAACACCAAUGCCAGCCGCCUCCGCGUGACCUUCGUCUCCGACAGCAGUGUGGAAGGAUCCGGCUUCCAGGCCUGGUACCAGGCUGUGGCCCCCGGACAUGGGAGCUGUGCCCAGGAUGAGUUCCAUUGCGACCAGCUCAUCUGCCUGCUACCAGACUCGGUAUGCGAUGGUUUUGCCAACUGUGCUGACGGCAGCGAUGAGACGAACUGCAGUGCCAAGAUCUCGGGGUGUGGGGGGAACCUGACCGGGCUCCAAGGCACUUUCUCUACCCCCAGCUCUCCGCAGGAGCACCCUCCCCAACGGCUCUGCACCUGGCGUGUCUCGGUGCCAGUGGGACACGGCAUAGAACUCCAGUUCCACAACUUCAGCCUAGAAGCGCAGGAGGAGUGCAAGCUGGAUUACGUGGAGGUGUAUGAAGGGCGCGACCCAGGACCACCCAGCCUCCUGGGCAGGUUCUGCGGGGCCGAGCCGCCCCCGCUCCUCAUCUCCCCGCGCCGGGAGCUGGCUGUGCUCUUCAGGGCGGCUCAGGGCUCCAGCGGCCGGGGCUUCUCCGCCACCUACCGGGCCUUCAAUGCCACCAAGCACCCCUGUGGGCCGAGCGAGCUCUGCCCGGAUGGAGGCUGCGGAGCCCUGCGGCUCGCGUGUGACCUGUGGAGAGACUGCACCGGAGACAGGGCCACCAACUGCAGCAGCCCCCCGCUCCCGCCCCCGGAGCUGGCCUGCGAGCCCGUCCAGGUGGAGAUGUGCCUGGGCCUCAGCUACAACACCACGGCCUUCCCCAACAUCUGGGUGGGCAUGGCCACCCAGGAGGACGUGGCAGAGGUGCUCAGAGGCUACAAGAGCCUGACGAGUCUUCCUUGCUACCAGAACUUUCGGCGGCUCCUCUGCGGGCUGCUUGUCCCUCACUGCACACCGCUCGGCAGCAUCCUUCCUCCGUGCCGCUCCGUCUGCCAGGAGGCGGAGCGCCAGUGCCAGUCCGGCCUGGCGCUCCUGGGCACCCCCUGGCCCUUCAACUGUAACAGGCUGCCAGCAGCAGCUGGCCUUGAAGCGUGUGCCCAGCCCUGACGCCAGCCCGGC